This is a messenger RNA of Microstroma glucosiphilum, 1593 nucleotides long. RefSeq names its product general substrate transporter. Lineage: Eukaryota; Fungi; Basidiomycota; Exobasidiomycetes; Microstromatales; Microstromataceae. Gene Ontology annotation, molecular function: carbohydrate:proton symporter activity. Bases 1 to 1593 code for a protein of 530 amino acids. The record is from RefSeq and is a predicted model, not a curated record. Gene Ontology annotation, cellular component: membrane. The transcript has 5 exons. Gene Ontology annotation, biological process: carbohydrate transport; transmembrane transport.
AUGUUACAAACGGGUAAGCGUCUCUCUGGUGACACUUUCGUCAUCCUGAUUUGCUUUUCCUUGGCGUUGGCCAACUGCUUUUCUGGAUAUGAUACUGCCUCUGCCGCUGCCGUCGUCUCAGACGAGAGAUUCGUCAACGAGUGGAACUUCACAACUGCUGAAUUGGGAGCCUUCGGUGUGCUCAUCAAUGUCGGCAAUUGUCUUGCAUACCUCGGCCCGCUCAUCUGGCUCAACAAGCGUUUCGGACGUAAGAUCACUAUGACUCUGGGCAACUUCACCCUGCUGGUGGGCGUUGCUCUAGUUGCUGGUGCCCAAACUGUUGGCAUGCUUCUCUUCGGAAGAAUUCUUUGCGGUAUGGGCGUCUCCCUUUGCCAAGGAUGCUUUGCUGGUUGGGCAGCAGAAUUGGCAUCACCACGGACGCGAGGUGCAGCUGUCUGCAUCGUACAAGUCUCUUACAACUUUGGAGUCUUCAUUGCCUUCUGGGUAUCCCUGGGCACGACCAAGAUCCCAGGCACCAAUGCCUGGCGCACCGUCAUCGCUCUCCAAACCAUCUUCGGUGUCGCAUUGUUCUUCUCGACCCUUUGGGCGCCUGAAUCGCCACGUAUGCUGUUUUCACUGGCCAAAGACCCUGCAAACAAUGAUGAUGCUCAAGUCGUCAAGGCUCACAAGAAUCUGGCUUACAUUCGAAGGCUGGACGAGACCGACCCUGUUCUGAUGCAAGAAUUCAGCGAGCUGCAAGCUGCUGCCAUCCUCUUGAGGAGGGACAAGGCCGAGUACAGCCUCAAGGCCGUCGUCUCUACCAGGAGCUUUUGGCGACGCUGCGCGAUUGGCGCAGGGUCAUGUGUUUUUGCGCAAUUGACUGGUGUUGCUGGUCUGAUGCUCUACGGUGUCAUCGUCUUCGAAUCCCUUGAUCUUGGAGGAAGUAGUCUUUCCCUGAUCACCAACGGUGUCAGCGGCUCCAUUCAACUCGUGGCCUGCUUCUGUGCCAUUUUCCUUGUCGACCGUAUCGGUCGACGUCGCCUUAUGAUCGUCGGUCUCUGCGUCGCCUGCGUGGGCUACUUGUUCCUCGGCGCGCUUUUCGAGCGUUGGCCAGAUGCCAGCAACAAAGGCGCUGGUGGUUGGCUCGUCGUGUGCAUCUUCGCCAUCCAAUGCUCCUAUGCUGGCGCACUUGGCCCUGUCGCGUAUCUUUUAGCGACGGAGGUAUGGCCUCAGGAGCUGCGAGAGUUCGGCAUUUCGAUCUCGCUGCUGAGUCUCUUCGUCACUGUGAUCGUCAUCAACCAGUUGUGGCCAGUCUUGACUGAGGUGAUCACCUUCCGUCUCUACUGGAUCUUCUUGGCCAUCAACGUCAUCACCCUGGCACUUACGUACCUCUUCUGGCCAGAGACCAAGGGUCGCUCGCUGGACGAAAUGGAUUCCCUCUUCGGCGAGCUGGACAUCGCCCAAAAGGCAAGAGAGGAGGUCGGCGUCAGCGGCCAUGUUGGCAGCGGGUCUGAUGUUCCCGGUGGCCGUAUCGUAGAUGCAGAGCCGCUCGUCGCCGAUGUUGGGGCGCUCAAGGCGGACGCUGAUGUCGAGAAGGCAAUCGGCAAAAAGUAG